AUGUGCAUCCCCCGUCCGCGCAGGCAUCGAGCCCAUACCGACACCUCGUCCAUUAGAAACGUCCCCUAUCAGCGCCUCGCCUCCCCGCCCCCGGCGCCCCGGAUGGCACCGAGACCCACCCCCGCCGCGGUGCCCGUCGCUAACGGUGCAGCCGUCCCGUUUCCGCACGCAACAACUCCCCGCGUGGCUUCCCAGCACGAACGCCUGCUUCUCGAGCUGCUCCCCUUCAAGGACGCCGUCGAAUUCCAUGCCUGGCUCAGUAGCAGCUUCGUUCGUGGGCCCUGGGACGAGUUCUCCACGGACUACCUCUCCCGCGCGUUGGUCGGUGCCGGCUCCAGCUCCAGCUCCAGCUCCGUCCCGGAACCGGACAAGACCCGCACGGCACAGGCGGCGCGCGACGCGCUCAACUCCCGCAAGCCGCGCUUCCUCGUCUACCACCCAGACAAGACGGGCUGGACGGCCGAGGACCACCACGUGCGCUUCAUCGUCACGCUCGUCGCCGACAACAGGCUGCACAAUUUGUGGUACGAGUCCGAGUGGAAGAAGAGCGGGCUCGACAUCGCCAAGGCCGCGUACGAAGUGCUCGCCUUCCUCAAAACAGCGACGGUGUACGCGGAUCCAGACCCGCCGUCUUACUCGGCAUGA
Colletotrichum destructivum is the source of this 645-nucleotide messenger RNA. RefSeq lists its product as uncharacterized. The record is from RefSeq and is a predicted model, not a curated record. The coding region runs from base 1 to 645 and encodes 214 amino acids. The transcript has a single exon. Lineage: Eukaryota; Fungi; Ascomycota; Sordariomycetes; Glomerellales; Glomerellaceae.